Molecule: messenger RNA, 1710 nt
Organism: Arxiozyma heterogenica
Lineage: Eukaryota; Fungi; Ascomycota; Saccharomycetes; Saccharomycetales; Saccharomycetaceae
Gene: PEX30
Product: peroxisome biogenesis protein
Exons: 1
Coding region: 1-1710 (569 amino acids)
Biological process (GO): peroxisome organization
Cellular component (GO): peroxisomal membrane
Source: RefSeq, a predicted model, not a curated record
AUGAGCGAUUCUAACAGGAAAAAGAGUAGUACUGUAAUAAGGGCCGAGUUUCUAGAUAAUUCUCCCUCAGGUUUAGGAAGUCAUGCUACUACUGUGUUUCUUCGUGGAAUGCAUCAGAAAUAUAACUCUGAUUCAUCACAAGGCUCCGAUGGCAAUAAUAACUUAACGACUGAAAGUAGUAAAAGUGAUAAUAAAAAUAAUGAUUUUAAUGAUAAUGGGAAUAUUAAUACCCUUGGAAGUCAAGAUCACCUUGAAGACAAAGAAAGUGAUGAAAAUAUCAUUGUAACUUCUCCGCUAAUGGAAAAUACACCUUCUGCAAUUUCUUUAUCGUUGGUCAAAUUAUACCCCUAUUUAAUCAUUGCUAAUCAUAUUUUGGGUAUUUUAACUUGGUCCAAUAAAAACAUAUGGUCCAGUGUUUUAAUGGUGCUCAUAUAUAUUAUCACAGUAUCCCAGCUCUCAUUCAUAACAAAAUUUUUUGGUCAUAUUAUUAUUGUGUCUUUAUUGAUGGGAUAUGCAAAGCUAAACCAAUUUAUCGAGAAAAUGAUUUAUGAACAAUCAACUAUUGAAGAUAUAGUUCAAAUAAUGAAUCAGGUGUCUUAUAAAUUUGACUUAUUGUUAUACCCACUGACAAAUUUAGAUAUGGAUAAUAUUGAACGACUAUUACUAUUCAUGGUUCUUAUCUCACCCAUCGUAAUCAUUAUUAAUUUAUUGAUUAUCCCACCAAAAAGGUGUCUACUAAUCCUAGGCGUAUUUGUAUUAACAUAUCAUUCACCAGGCGCAAAAGUCACACGAAGAUUAUUUUGGAAGUUCAAAUGCAUACGGAAAUUAAUCUAUUACAUCACUGGGUUAAACCUUGGAGGUAUAGAUGUUUCCAAUGGUUACAACUCUAAUGGGAUAUAUACUUCCUUUGGACUUAAUGAAACUCUGCUUGCAAAUGUACAAAGACAAGUUAAUAAAAAAUUGUCACUUACAAAAAACGGUUCAUUGGAGGAUGAGGCAAGUAACAAGGAAUAUAAACUUAAUACGUACUCUGCAUUUAACAAAUCGGAUUAUAAAGGAGAGGAUAAUAAACCUAUAAAAUUCACUUACGUGCUAUAUGAAAAUCAACGGCACUGGAUUGGAAUCGGUUGGAAAUCUACCAUGUUGAAUUACGAACGUACUCCUUGGACGGACGAAUUUUUGAAUGAGACUUCACCACCAGAUAAAUUCCAGUUGCCACCAAUGGAUAAUAUUUCUGGGAUGAAAUGGAGAUGGUUAGAUAAAACAUGGCGUUUGGAUUUGACCAAUGAUGGAGCAAUCGAUAUUGGUAACAGUACGUUGAAAACCACAGCAGAUCCAACUCCAAAUCAAGGGUACCUAUACUAUGAUAAUUACUGGAAAAAACCUUCCACUGAAGAAUCAUUCACUAAAUAUACAAGAAGAAGAAGAUGGAUACGUACCGCAGAAUUAAUUAAAGUGGAUUGUGAUGAUAGACAAAAUGAGGGAAAAAGACAGGAAACUGAUUCAAGAGAAAGAAACUCUACAAGUAGUGAUGGUGCCACUAUUCUUGAUUCUAAAGGUAAACCAAAAUGGAACAGUCGGAUGAUAUCUGGUAGCAACGUCUAUGAUUCUAUUGAAAUGAAAUUUAAUGAUGCUAUGAAUAAUAGCAAAGAUUUUAUGGCACAUGACAGUUCAAAUCUAUUACAAUUGAAACGCAAUAAUGAUAAAUGA